Messenger RNA from Osmia bicornis bicornis, 4002 nucleotides. It is a transcript of the gene CYLD, whose product is annotated as ubiquitin carboxyl-terminal hydrolase CYLD. The record is from RefSeq and is a predicted model, not a curated record. Gene Ontology annotation, biological process: protein K63-linked deubiquitination. Gene Ontology annotation, cellular component: cytosol. The coding region runs from base 293 to 2647 and encodes 784 amino acids. The transcript has 11 exons. NCBI's taxonomy places the organism in Eukaryota, Metazoa, Arthropoda, Insecta, Hymenoptera, Megachilidae. Gene Ontology annotation, molecular function: cysteine-type deubiquitinase activity; K63-linked deubiquitinase activity.
AAUAAAUACCCUAUGUGGAUUGACAGACAAAGUGUAAUCUUCUGCUUGAAUUUGACUGUCAGUGAAUGCUUAUGCAUAUUUAUAAAUGUUUCGUUGAAUAAUUCUACAUAUCGGGUGUUUGGAAAGCUUAAUACUGGAAUAAACAACAUGAAUUCAAAGCUUCCAUUUAUUUGAUCUCGACUAGCAUACAAGAAACUAGAAUGACUGGAAUAAAUGUUGCGUUUUAUCCGCGUGCUUCGCACACAUUGUGGCUGACAGAUCGCUUUUUCAUAAUGAUCAUUCACGAUUAAUAAUGGAGAAACGGAAUUUGAGCAACAAGGAAGACCGUCAGGUCCCCCAAUAUUACGUGGCGAAACAAAAUACCAUUCUGAUGCGUAUAUCAGGAGAGUGCGAGCAAAAUAUCAGUACGUUACGGCUCGGCAUGCUUGUCGAAGCCGUCGAAGAGUUAGUAGAUAGCGCACUCAGAAUUCGAGUGAUUGAUACGACAGGAUCAGAAAUUUGGCAUGGCACUGAAUGGCGUUGUCACAGACUUGAUCUGAUCUCUGUCUCAUCAGAAGUAUGGAAAUUCCUGCCCGCUGUUUCAGUACCUCAAGAAAGGGUUCGUUUAGCCAACCACAAACAUUUGUGCGAAGAGCUUAUGAACCUGGUGAUAAAUGAUACCAUUUGGUAUUGUCCUAAUCCACAAGGAUGUACAAAAUAUUUAGCAAUUAUUAAAUACAUUGGUCCUGUGUCAGAACUUGGCCAAGGAUAUUAUUUUGGGAUUGAUUUAUUGGAAGGUCAAGAAUCAUUCAAAACAGCUUUCUCAUUAAUUAAAGAGUACUUCACUUGUACUCAUUCAGAUGGAAAAUUUGCUACAUUGAGUAACAUUUUUCCAUUAAAACCAGAAGGUCCUACAGGUCUUGGAAACACAGACAAAAGUUUAUUUGUGAAAACUGAUACAGGAAAUAAUUGUAUUAAUGAUAAAAAGAAAUCUGUACUUGAUUCUACACCACCUGUAUUGUUGGAAAGGUUCACCAUAUUUGAUGACAAUAAAAAUAAUAAUAGAGAUCAACGAUCCCUGUCAAAGGAGUAUCUUCAGUCAGUAAAAUCAAUGGCACUUGAAAAUGAUAGCAGUGUAACUAAAAAUACAAAUAUCCAUGGUAAUACACCUGAAAGAAAUGAAAAUAAGAAAUUUGGACAUGUAGAAAAUACAGACUUAAUUGUGGGUUCGAAUGUGAAGGUGCUUCUGGAUUCCGAUGUACGCUAUGGAGUUAUCCGUUGGAUUGGAACACCUCCUGGUAUUACUCCUGGCAAACUAAUGGCAGCUGUGGAACUGGAUGAUAACCAUCCAUCGGGUACCGAUGGAACAUAUAAAGAUGUAAGAUAUUUUCACUGUCGACCUUACAGAGCUGUUUUCACAGAUCUUGAACAAUGUUCUCAUUAUGAUAGAAUGACGAAAAUUGACGAUUCAACAGCAUCGGUUUCAGAUAAUUUCGGAAAUAUGGAAAGCUCUGUAAUUGUCGGUAUGGUACGUCCUAUUUCGGUGAAAGGAAAUUUGGAAAGUAUUUGCGGAAAAUACCGAGGGAUUCAAGGUCAUCAUAAUUCAUGCUAUUUAGAUGCCACUCUUUUUAGCAUGUUUACAUUUACUAGCGUUUUCGAUAAUCUCUUAUUUAGACCGCCAAAUGAAAAAGACUGCCCGCAAUAUGAAGAAGUGCAACGGGUAUUACGUGAAGAAAUUGUAAAUCCACUUAGAAAAAAUAUGUUUGUUAGAGCUGAUCGCGUAAUGAAACUACGAACUUUGCUCGAAAAAUUGUCAUCGGUAUCUGGGCUUACCAGUGAAGAAAAAGAUCCUGAAGAGUUCUUAACAUCUCUGGUUGCUCAGAUUUUAAACGCCGAACCAUUUCUGAAACUAAGUUCCGGGCAAGAUGCAUAUCAUUAUCAAUUGUUCGUUGAAAAAGACGAUCAUUUAAAUCUUCCAACGGUGCAACAAUUACUAGAACAGAGUUUCCUUACGAGUAAUAUAAGGUUAAAAGAAGUUCCUUCAUGUCUUAUUAUACAAAUGCCUCGAUUUGGAAAGUCAUUUAAAAUGUAUCAAAAAAUUCAACCUACCCUACUACUUGACGUAACAGACAUAAUUGAAGAUUCUCCUAGACAAUGUACUGUUUGUGGAAAAUUAGCAGAAUUUGAAUGCAAAGAAUGUUAUGGAGAAUGCGGUGUUGGACUCGAAAGCAUUGCAUUUUGUUUGCAAUGUUUGGAAAAGGUACAUCGUCAUGAAAGGAGAACAAAUCAUGAACCAAAGAAGCUUGUAGUACCAAUGGAAUUUACCAUUUUACAAGAACAUUGUCCUGUUCCGAGGUUGUAUCUCGAAUUAUCAGCAGUAGUGUGCAUUGAAACAUCACACUACGUAUGUUUCGUAAAAUGCGGUUCCGGGUCUGAAGCACCAUGGUGUUUCUUUGAUUCUAUGGCCGAUAGAAAAGGAGAACAAAAUGGUUACAAUAUACCGGAAAUGGUCCCGUGUCCCGACUUUCCAUAUUGGUUAAGCGAAGAAGGUGGAAAUUAUCUAACCGAAUUAACAGACGAUCGUCACCUACCAGAGCAUGCAAAAAGACUUUUAUGCGAUGCAUACAUGUGCAUGUAUCAGUCCCCUGAUGUUAUGAUGUACAAAUAAGUCGAAUUGCCUGAUAUUUUAGGUAAGUUAGGUUUAUAAGUAUAGGCAUACGUUUGUGCUUGUUGAUUUAUUAUUUAUUUAAUGUACACAAGCUAAUCCGGUAAAGCUAAUUUCUAUAUAGUAAAUACAUCUGUUUUUAAAGAAGUAAAGACAAAAAUCGUGUAGAAUUGAAUUAUGUUGAAAUGUAAAGUUAAUUCAAAUGCUGCUGAAAACGUGCAGUGUUAAGGAAACUAAAAUUAUAUGUAUAUUAUACAAAUCGCUUGAAAAUUACUGUUUUUAAUCAAAACCUAGUAAUCUAAAAUUCGAGCAUACUGGUUUAUUUUGUCAUUCAUAGUUAUAUAUGUAUAUAUAGAUGUAUAUAUUCAUCAGUAACAUAAAAUUAAAUUUCAUUCUAUAUCGAAGUUCUAAGAAAAUCUACUAUGUAUACGUAAAAUUUACAUACUAUAUCUUUUUAUAAAUUUAUUUGAGAUUACUUCAAUAGAUCGAUUGAAAAUCAUGAUAAUUCACAAAAAUGAAUAUUUAUCGUGUCAAUACACAAAUUAUAUUCGUGGACAUCUAUUAAAAAUGAUACAUGUAUAUGAAACAUGGAAGGAUGUAGUUUUAUAUUAAAAGUUUAUAAAUACGUCAAAAACAUUUCGUGACCAACUUUUCCUGUAAAAAGCACAAAUAGCUAACAAAUCUUUUGUAACUUAAAAAUAUGACUAGGAUUCAGAAGUUAAUGCUGCACUUUUAAAUCUACUAUUGCUCUAAUGAUUUUGUACUCCCAUUUUAUAAUAUGGAUUAGAAAUGCUUUAGUUUUACUCUUAUUGCCAUAAUAAUUGAACAAAAAGAGAAUAACUUAGUACAACAUCAAUUUAAAAACCCACUAAGUUUGUUGUUGCUUUUAUAUUUAAAUAGUAAGAAGAUUUUCACAGAUAUUUUAAAUAUGAAUAUUUAUGUCACACGGAAAAAAAAUCUAUGAAAUUCUUAAACUUACCAUAUUCGGUUAAUAUGUAGCUGAUUUAUAUCCUUAAAGUAUAUUGAAUAGUAAUAUAUAUACAUACAUAUAUAUAUAUAUGUAUAAAUGAUAAAUUUGCAAGGAAAAGAUAUGAUUUUGAUAUCUUCCAACCUUACUCUUCUAUUUCAUUCUUUGUUGACUGUAACUAAACUUUUAUACUAUACUGAAGGCUAAGAAGGAGAACAAUACAAUUUUCUAUUACAAGUGUCGAAUUUCAAACAAAUAUCACUGCAAAAAGAAGAUAUAUACAAACAUGAAAGUUGAGAAGUACGAUUGUACAUAAUAUGUAAUACGUGAAACUCAAUGUUCACUUAUGCCUUUGUAUGGCAAAACUAAUAAAGAUGAUAAAGUUUGUAAA